AUGCGAGUAUCCGCCACAACUACCCACCCCAAGCCAGCCUCAACCUCGCUCGGUUGGAUCUUCACUCUCAGUCUUCUGGUUGCGGUUCUCGCGCAUCCCUUCGUCGCUCUACUCUUUUCCAACUCCCAGCCUGCGCCAGGAACGAUGUCGAUGACACGAGCCGUGUCGCGCGGAAUCGCCAAGAAGGUGCGCAGCAUCGAGACGGCCGAAGGAGCGGGAGCCGUAGUGAGGCGGUCGAUCGGCACGCCGGCGCUCCGCAAUAUCUCGCCGUUCCUCAUGCUGGAUCACUUCCGCAUCACCGAAGGCGCUGGAUUCCCUGACCACCCCCAUCGCGGUUUUUGGUUUUGA
This is a messenger RNA of Moesziomyces antarcticus, 348 nucleotides long. RefSeq lists its product as uncharacterized. Lineage: Eukaryota; Fungi; Basidiomycota; Ustilaginomycetes; Ustilaginales; Ustilaginaceae. The transcript has a single exon. The record is from RefSeq and is a predicted model, not a curated record. Bases 1 to 348 code for a protein of 115 amino acids.